AUGUCAAAGUCUCGUUCAAACCCGAUAAACUCCCUGUCUCUCCAUGAAGCAGUCUCUUCAACGUUGAAGCGCCAGCAUGUUUUAGGUGCGGUCCCAGCCGCAAUGCGAUUUAUCCCCCUGGGUGCUCUUGCGGCUAAAGAGCUCUACGAACGACAAAUGGGUAAGCUCGAGGUGCUUUCUGGGCCAGAAGAGCAGAUACUCAAGCUCGAAACUGCAACGAGUUUACUUGAUAUUGUUCCAGGUUCGGCUCGACUCUGGGGUUGCGCAUCAUGUCAUGCGAUGCAUUCAAAGCAGAAUCAAAUGGCCACCAAUUCGAUAUUUGUCUCCCCGAGCUCGAAACAGCAUUCGCAUGCCAUGAAUCUUGGAGUUAACAAUUAUGGUGUGAUGCGAUCUCCAGAAGGGUGA
Molecule: messenger RNA, 405 nt
Organism: Exophiala bonariae
Lineage: Eukaryota; Fungi; Ascomycota; Eurotiomycetes; Chaetothyriales; Herpotrichiellaceae
Exons: 1
Coding region: 1-405 (134 amino acids)
Source: RefSeq, a predicted model, not a curated record